AUGGGUCAAAAACGAGCGCGCGAUUCCAAGGCCCCGGUGGCUGAGGCCAAUAAGCGGAAAAAGGCAGGAAAGUCUGCCGCAGUCUCAAACGCAGAUUAUGGCUCUGUCGCAGUCGACGACCUCAACUGGAAGGAAGUUGCGCUACCAGAUCGAAUGGAGGAUGCAACCGGAUUCUUUGGAUUGGAAGAGAUCGAAGGCGUCGAUAUUAUCAAACAGAGCGGUGGAGAGGUUCAAUUCAAGGCUAAGGCUGGUAAACCAGAAAAAUCGAUCCUCAAGCCUCCCUCUGAAGAUGACGACGGGGAGGAAUGGGGUGGCUUCAGUGACGAUGACUCGUCCGAAAAGACUCCUGCCACCGAGACCCCCGCCGCAACUGAGGUGAAAGGAGAUAAGAAGUCAGACAAGGAAAAGAAAAAGGAGCAGAACAAAGUCAAGAAAGCAGAACGAAAGGCCAAGGAGCAAAAAUCUAAAGAGCAGAAGCCAACGGACUCCAAGUCUGCUAAGGACAACAGCAUCAAGGACGGACUGUCAUUCGCAGCUCUCGAUGAUGUUGAAGAAGAUGAUGGAGUGGAUGUGUCGGCUUGGGAUGGCCUCAAUCUGUCGCCUGAGACCUUCACAGCGCUUUCCAAAAUGAAGUUCAGCUCUCCAUCGGCCAUUCAACAAGCCAGUAUCCCGGCCAUUCUGGAUGGGCACGACGUUGUUGGAAAGGCAUCAACAGGUUCCGGAAAAACACUGGCGUUCGGCAUUCCAAUCAUCGAGCACUACUUGGACAAGAGAGGGCGCCAGGGAGAACAGUCUGAAAAGCCCGAGAAGUCCAAGACUCCGAUCGCUUUGAUUCUAUCUCCCACCCGAGAGCUGGCACACCAGUUGGGCAAGCAUCUUGGGGAGCUGAUCGCGAAUUCCCCAGGAAACAACGCUCGUAUCGCACUCGUGACUGGUGGUCUCUCUAUCCAGAAGCAGCAAAGACAACUUGCCACUGCAGAUAUUGUCGUUGGAACGCCCGGUCGUGUAUGGGAAGUCCUUAGCACAGGAUCCGGUUUGAUCCGCAAGAUGCAGAAGAUCCAGUUCCUAGUCGUCGACGAGGCGGAUAGACUUCUCAGUGAAGGUCAUUUCAAGGAAAUGGAGGACAUCCUCAAUGCACUAGACAAGCACCAAGCCGGAGAUAUUGCCGAUAUGGAUGAUGAAGAAACCGAGGAGGAAGAACCAAGCCAGAGGCAGACACUCGUCUUUUCGGCUACAUUCCACAAGGAUCUUCAGCAAAAGCUUGCAGGCAAAAACCGCUGGACAAGUGGUGAUAUGCUGGACAACAAAGCAUCCAUGGAGUACUUGCUCAAGAAGUUGAACUUCCGCGAAGAGAAGCCCAAGUUCGUUGAUGUGAACCCCGAAUCACAAAUGGCCGUAGGACUCAAGGAAGGAAUCGUUGAAUGUCCUGCCAUGGAAAAGGAUCUAUAUCUCUACUCCGUCCUCCUCUACUACCCCAAGCACCGCACCCUCAUUUUCACAAACUCUAUCUCGGCUGUUCGUCGCAUCACCCAGCUUUUACAAGCCCUUCAACUCCCCGUGUUCGCACUUCAUUCAAACAUGGCCCAGAAAGCUCGUCUCCGCUCAAUCGAACGUUUCUCAUCGCCUACUGCAAACCCAAGCUCCAUCCUCGUCGCCACCGACGUUGCUGCUCGUGGUUUGGAUAUCAAGGGCAUCAACUGCGUCAUCCACUACCACGUUCCCCGCACAGCUGACGCUUACGUCCACCGAUCCGGCCGUACUGCUCGUGCCGGUGAGUCCGGAAAGAGUAUCCUCAUCUGUGCUCCCGAAGAGGUCCUUGGAGUUGCCCGUCUCGUCGCAAAGAUCCAUGCCAAGAAGUCAAAGAAGGCAGGGGAAUCUGAAGGACCUAGCAAGAAGGUUCCUCUUGAGUCUCUUGACAUUGAUCGCCGAGUGGUGGCUCGUCUCCGCCCCCGCAUGGCUCUCGCCAAGCGGAUCACCGAAUCCACUAUUGCCAAGGAAAAGGUCAACACCGAAGACAACUGGCUUCGUGCUGCGGCCGAUGAUCUCGGCGUCGAGUAUGACAGCGAUGAAUUUGAUCAGUCCAAGGGCCGAGGCCGUGGCCGUGGUGGUGGCCGCGAAAGACGUGAGAAGGAGGCCAGUGAGUUGAGCAAGAGCGACAUGGCCGGUCUUCGCGCAGAGCUCAAGAAACUCCUUUCUCAGCGUGUGAACAUCGGUGUCAGCGAGAAAUAUCUUACGGCGGGUCGCAUUGACAUUGAUGCUCUUCUUCGUGGAGAGGGCAAUGAUGCUUUCUUGGGCCACCUUGACCCUCUAACUUUCUAG
Molecule: messenger RNA, 2319 nt
Organism: Penicillium bovifimosum
Lineage: Eukaryota; Fungi; Ascomycota; Eurotiomycetes; Eurotiales; Aspergillaceae
Gene: mak5
Product: ATP-dependent RNA helicase MAK5
Exons: 3
Coding region: 1-2319 (772 amino acids)
Cellular component (GO): nucleolus
Molecular function (GO): RNA helicase activity; nucleic acid binding; ATP binding
Source: RefSeq, a predicted model, not a curated record